Penicillium argentinense is the source of this 1104-nucleotide messenger RNA. RefSeq names its product Gfo/Idh/MocA family protein. The transcript has a single exon. NCBI's taxonomy places the organism in Eukaryota, Fungi, Ascomycota, Eurotiomycetes, Eurotiales, Aspergillaceae. The record is from RefSeq and is a predicted model, not a curated record. The coding region runs from base 1 to 1104 and encodes 367 amino acids. Gene Ontology annotation, molecular function: nucleotide binding.
AUGUCCAUCAAAGUCGCGGUUAUUGGCGCCGGUCUCAUCGGCCCGCGCCAUGCACAGUCCGUUAUCUCCAAUCCCUCUACGGAAUUCGCUGCCCUCGUCGACCCAAUGCCCGCCGGUGAAAAGGCCGCCGCAGAUUUGAAAACCUCCUACUACAAAUCAGUAGCUGAUCUCCUGGCGUCGCCGAACCGACCCGACGCAGCUAUUGUCUGUACUCCGAACAACACCCACGUCCCGGUUGCGAAGGAACUACUAGCUGGCGGCGUCCACGUCCUUCUAGAAAAGCCAUUCAGCGACACCCUGGAAACAGGCCGGUCGCUUCUGGAAUUUGCCUCGGCUCCUGAACGCGCACAUCUUAAGCUUCUGGUCGGUCAUCACCGCCGCUUCAAUCCCUAUGUCCGGGCCACCAAGUCUGUUCUGGACAGUGGAUCGCUCGGCCGACCGAUUGCUAUCAACGGUCUGUGGACUCUGUACAAGCCAGAUCCCUACUUCGCUGGUAAUGGUGACUGGCGUGCGUCGGGGGUUCGGGGCGGUGGUGUCAUUCCCAUCAACCUGGUCCACGACAUUGAUCUGAUGCACCACUUCUUCGGACCCGUCGUCCGCGUUCAGGCCGAGAAGAUUCUUCCUCAACGCCCUAGUCCUCCGCACGAUGCAGAUGAGGGAGCUGCCUUGACACUGCGCUUCUCAUCUGGCGUUGUCGGUUCUUUCAUUGUAUGCGACGCCACGCCCUCACCCCAUAACUUUGAAACGGGAACCGGUGAAAAUCCGAUGAUCCCGAAGUCCGAUGGCGCAGAUUUCUAUCGCAUCUUUGGCUCAGAUGCCUCGCUCAGUGUCCCCGAUCUGAUCCGCUGGAGUUAUGAUGGCAGGGCCGAAAAGAGCUGGUCGCAGCCGUUGACGGUUGAUCAUAUUCCCUUGCCGGAUAAUGCUGCCCCAUUUGACCUGCAAGUAGCGCAUUUCGUGGAUGUUAUCCGUGGUGAUGCGAAGCCUAGCUGUUCUGGCGAAGAGGGUCUGCGCGCCUUGAUUGUCUGUGAAGCUGUGCAACAGGCGAUGCGGACAGGUCAGCCUGUUGAUAUUGACGUUGAUCUGCUCUCGCAAUCGAAGCAAUAA